AACAACUUGUCCUGCUGGAUGAAGGACAAGUACACGGAGAAGAACCUGGUGACCUGGCUGGACUCGGCCUUCAUCCGCAAGGACCCGUAUGGGGUGGUGCUCAUCAUCGCGCCCUGGAACUACCCCAUCUACCUCCUCCUGGUGCCCCUCAUCGGGGCCAUCGCUGCCGGUAAUUGUGUCAUCGUCAAACCCUCGGAGAUGAGCAGGAACACUGAGAGACUCGUGGCUGAAGUGCUGCCGAGCUACCUGGACAAGGACUGCUUUGCCGUGGUGACCGCCGGCGUGCAGGAGACCACCAGGCUGCUGGAGAACAAGUUUGACUACAUCUUCUACACUGGCAGCACCUCCGUGGGGAGGAUCAUCAUGACAGCCGCUGCCAAGCACCUGACACCGGUGACGCUGGAGCUGGGGGGCAAGAACCCCUGCUACGUGUCCGACACCUGCAACGUGCAGAACGUGGCCCAGCGGGUGGCCUGGGGCCGCUUCUUCAACGCGGGGCAGACCUGCAUCGCGCCCGACUACGUGCUGUGCAGCGCGGAGAUGCGGGAGAAGCUGCUGCCCGCUCUGCGUAAUGCCAUCGCUGAUUUUUACGGCCCCAACCCUCGGGAGUCCCCCGACUUUGGCCGCAUCGUGGGGGACAAGCACUUCCAGCGGGUGCAGGCGCUGCUGCGCAGCGGGCGCGUGGCCAUCGGAGGAGAGGUGGACGACAGGGAGCGCUACAUCGCUCCCACGGUGCUGGUGGACGUGAAGCCCUCUGAUCCUGUCAUGCAGGAGGAGAUCUUCGGUCCCAUCUUGCCCAUCGUCAUUGUGGCCAACGUGGAUGAAGCCAUUGACUUUAUCAACAGCCGUGAGCGGCCGCUGGUCGUGUAUGCCUUCUCCUCCAACGACAAGGUGGUGAACCAGGUCCUGGAGCGGACGAGCAGCGGUGGCUUCUGCGGCAACGACACCCUGAUGCACGUGACGUUGACCUCGCUGCCCUUCGGUGGGAUGGGAAACAGCGGCCUGGGGAUGUACCAUGGCAAGUUCAGCUUCGACACCUUCACCCACCACCGUGGCUGCCUGCACCGUGGCAUGGGCCGGGAGAUCCUCAACAACCCGCGCUACCCACCCUACACCCAGAAGAAGAUGGGGCUCACCCGGGCCGCCUCGGAGGUGAAGCGCAAGAGUGCCUGCACCCUGCUCUGA
Molecule: messenger RNA, 1185 nt
Organism: Charadrius vociferus (killdeer)
Lineage: Eukaryota; Metazoa; Chordata; Aves; Charadriiformes; Charadriidae
Product: aldehyde dehydrogenase family 3 member B1-like
Exons: 8
Biological process (GO): aldehyde metabolic process
Cellular component (GO): cytoplasm
Molecular function (GO): aldehyde dehydrogenase (NAD+) activity
Source: RefSeq, a predicted model, not a curated record